This is a messenger RNA of Sphaeroforma arctica JP610, 621 nucleotides long. RefSeq lists its product as hypothetical. Gene Ontology annotation, cellular component: mitochondrion. Lineage: Eukaryota; Ichthyosporea; Ichthyophonida. The coding region runs from base 1 to 516 and encodes 171 amino acids. The transcript is spliced from 4 exons. Gene Ontology annotation, molecular function: (S)-2-hydroxyglutarate dehydrogenase activity; (S)-2-hydroxy-acid oxidase activity. The record is from RefSeq and is a predicted model, not a curated record.
AUGCAACACACAACUUAUAAGGCCAAGGUAAGACAUACACCUACACUCCAUCCAUACACCACUCAACUUACAAGAAACUCCAUCCAUGCAACACUCAACUUAGAAGGCCAAGGUAAGACAUACACCUACACUCCAUCCAUGCAACACUCAACUUACAAGACACUCCAUCCAUGCAACACUCAACUUACAAGGCCAAGUUCUUUUGGUCCUGGCACGGAGUGGGUUUCUGGAGUGGACUAUCAGAUGUCUGAUGAUGCUGAGCGUAAAUCCGCUUUCGUAGAUGCAAUUAAAAGGUACUGGCCCGAUGUGGACGCUGAGAAUGUGAGUCCGUCCUACAGUGGCAUCCGCCCUAAAAUCGUGGGGCAAAACGAACCAGCCGCCGACUUCAUGAUACAAGGUCCCCGUGAGACGGGGUGUGGCAUGGUUCAUCUGCUGGGCAUUGAGUCGCCUGGGCUCACCUCUAGCCUGGCCAUAGCAGAGUACGUUGUGAGUAGUUUAGAUCAGCCACCAGCUUAGUCAUACGACACAGAUACUAUAAAUAAACGGUAGAUAUAGUGCAGGAUGCUAUAAGCUUUGCAGAGUACGUUGUGAGUGGUAUAGAUCAGCCACCAGCUUAGUCAU